GGUGUCUUCCUGUGACCAUAGAAACGGAACCCGUUCUCUUUCAGCUGUGCUCGGAGGAAGGGUUACUUAACUCUGGCACCUGAGGGUCAGCUACACAGAGCCGCCUCACCUCGGGACACCCCAGGGCACUCACCCUCUGCGUCCAGCUGAGAUGGGAUGCCACUCCAGCAAGAGCACCAAGGUGGCGGGGGAGUCCCAGAAACCCGCAGAACAGCCCGAGGGAGAGGAGCCAAAUCUGGGGGCUGGCACAGAGGCAGCAGAUGGCAAAGACGCCUCCUUGAAGGAAGGUGCCCCUGAGCAGAAGAACUGAGGUGCUUCUCUCUGGAUUCGGACCCUCACCUCAUCCGUGGAACUGCCUUUGGGCCAGUGAGACUCGGGGCAAACCCCAUCCUGAGAAGCUCCAAAGAGAGGGAGGAGAGAGAAAUCCCCGCCUUUGGGAUUCAGGCUUCAGAAAUUACCUUCAUCGGGCUUUGCUCUGGAGCUGAGAGGGACAUGCGGCCACGGGGGGUCCUAUUUCCCCAGCUCUCCGCCAGAGAGGACGAAAGAAGUCUUCACACAUCCUGGGACUUUCCCUGAGCUUCUGGAAACGGGGGAGCCCCAUAGCAGACUGCUCUGGCUCUGGUGAAUCUCUGCUGCUAAGCUGUGACUGUCUAGUGACCCUACCCCCUUCCAUGUGCCUCACUUUCCUGAACUCUGAAAGCUCUGUGGUCACAGCAUCGAUGGGGACGUGUGGCACUCAGUUUCUUUCUUUCCUUCUUUCUUUCUUUCUUUUUUUUUUUUUUUUUGGUUUGUUUUUUUCUCUCUCCUUUUUUCUAAUAGCUGGCUGAAUAGCCAGUGCCCGUCACAGGAAGGUUUGGGGUUUGGCUCACUCCACACUGUUUGUAUGAAUACUUUAAUAUUUAACUUGGAGAAUUGUUAAUGAAUUAUGGGAACAAUCGGGAUCAGACUGUGAUCAUGGCAAUGGGAGACAACAAGGCCUUGAUCAUCCAGUAAGUGGAACACAGAGUGCUGGUGGGAAGGAAGGAGGAGGGAUUCGUGUUCUUGGUUUUUUAAUCCCCAGAAAAAUGUCCCUCUGCUGAUGUUCCUGUGUCUCCUCUCAUCAAGAGUCUGUCAAUCUGAACCCUCUAGCGUCUGAGCUAUCUGUAUCCAGCCUUUGGAAAUACUUCGCUGUUUACUGACAUGUCUGUCAGCUUCUCUUUUUUCCCCCCUUGCAUGUGUUUUGUUUUUAAUUUGACCCCAAAGCAUUUUAAUUUGAAAUCAAAUGGAUAUGUUUGCAAAUAAAUGAUGACAUAA
This is a messenger RNA of Balaenoptera acutorostrata (minke whale), 1293 nucleotides long. RefSeq names its product CHD9 neighbor (gene CHD9NB). The record is from RefSeq and is a predicted model, not a curated record. Lineage: Eukaryota; Metazoa; Chordata; Mammalia; Artiodactyla; Balaenopteridae. The coding region runs from base 152 to 310 and encodes 52 amino acids. The transcript has a single exon.